UAGUGCCAGUCUUCUCCUCGUAGUGAAGGCGGCAUCAAUUUCUGAAUUAAUUACCAUUUGUCGCGAAACUGCGCGUCCUCUAUCUUUUCUAGACCUAAAUCUCUAAUCUUAUCCCUGCUUGUGUUAAAUAGUGUUCUAAAUGGCUUCAGAUGAUGAAGUAGACGGUUCAUUUGCAGGCGACGAGGACGUGGAGGAAGGUGAAGGUCAGAAUGAAAAUUCUGGGGAAAGUGAUGAAGCACCACCUAAGGAGGAUGAUGAAUACUCUCCAGAAGAUGCCAGAAAGAAGAAGAAGGGUAAGAAAAGAAAGGCCCGUGGAGAAGACAAAAAGGGCAGAAAGAAAAAGAAGAAGCGAAAGAAUGAAAGUGAAGAUGACGACGAGUUUGGGUUGGAGAUUGAAGCGGAAGGUGACAGUGACUAUGCGCUAAGCGCUAUGACAAGCAAGAAAUCGCGCAAGGGCCGCGGCAGCAGGCACAACACUACGCCCUCUACACCUGCCGCUUCUGACUCUGGCUCUGGCAUGCCGACAGUGGAGGAAGUUUGCUCCUCGUUCGGACUCACGGACGUAGACAUCCAGUACACGGACGCGGACCUCGAGAACUUGACGUCCUACAAGCUUUUCCAGCAGCAUGUCCGGCCGUUGCUGGUUAAAGAAAAUCCAAAGGUGCCAGUAUCGAAACUGAUGAUGCUGGUGGCCGCAAAAUGGCGGCUGUUCUGCGAGACCAACCCGAACCUGGGCGGCGGCUCCAACAUGGGCUCCGAGGAGAACACCAACACGUCCACGGCCUCCGACUACGUGCCCAAAGCUAGGGCUGGACGCCCGCCUAAGGAACCAAAGAACGAGGACACAGUGGAGGAGGUGGAGGAGGACGAGGAGGAGGCGGACAGCGACGGCGGCACGCCCGCGCCGCGCAAGCGCGGCCGCAAGGCCAAGCACGGCCCGCGCGGCAAGCCCGGCCGCAAGCCUAAAGUGCCCACGCUCAAGAUCAAGUUCAGCAAGCGCAAGCGGACCAGCAGCAUCCAUUCAUCACAGGAGGAGGACCCGGAGGGUAGCGCGGGGGCCAACUCGGAGUCGGACGCGGAGUUCGAGCAGAUGCUCGCCGAGGCCGAGGAGCCCCAGCCGCCGCCGCCGCCCGCCGCCGCCGCCGCCGCCGCCGCCGCCGCCGCCGACGACGCCGCGCAGCCCGCGCCGGACGGCACGCCGGCGCCCAAGAAGAAAGCCAAGACCAAGAUUGGUAACAAGAGCAAGAAGAAGAGGAACAAGCUCAAGACCACCAACAAGUUCCCCGACGGCGCGGAGGGCGAGCAGGAGCACCAGGACUAUUGCGAGGUGUGCCAACAAGGCGGCGAGAUCAUCCUUUGCGACACGUGCCCGCGCGCCUACCACCUGGUGUGCCUGGAGCCCGAGCUGGAGGAAACGCCCGAGGGCCGCUGGUCGUGCCCGCACUGCGAGGCCGAGGGCAACCAAGACCAGGAAGACGAUGACGAGCAUCAGGAGUUCUGCAGAAUUUGCAAGGACGGCGGCGAGCUGCUUUGCUGCGACUCAUGCCCGUCGGCUUACCAUCGCUUCUGUCUCAACCCACCGCUGGAGGAGGUGCCGGACGGGGAAUGGAAAUGUCCGCGGUGCAGUUGUCCUCCAAUAGAUGGCAAAGUAAACAAGAUCCUAACAUGGCGCUGGAAGGAGCACUCGGCCAAGUCCAAGGCGCCGCGCGAACGGGAGUUCUUCGUCAAGUGGUUCGAACGCUCCUACUGGCACUGCAGCUGGAUCUCGGAACUGCAGUUGGACGUGUUCCAUCCACUGAUGUAUCGCUACUACAUGCGCAAAUACGACACGGAGGAACCGCCGAAGCUAGAAGAGCCCCUCGAUGAACAAGAUGGCCGAUACAAGCGCAUCAAGAGCAAGCAGGGCCAGGAUUCAGACGAGAAGGCACUAGAGGAGAAAUACUACAGAUACGGCGUGAAGCCGGAGUGGCUGAUCGUGCACCGCGUGAUCAACCACCGCACGAGCCGCGACGGCACUACGUACUACCUGGUGAAGUGGCGCGACCUGUCCUACGACCAGGCCACCUGGGAGUCCGAGCACGCCGACAUCGUGGGCCUCAAGCAGGCCGUCGAGUAUUAUCAGGAUAUGCGUUCCUUCAUCACUUCGGAAGGCAAAUCGAAGGGAAGCAAAGGCAAGAAGGCCGGGCGCAAGAGCAAGACCCGCGACCCGAUCGACGACGACGAGAGCAGCAGUGGCCAGCAGGUGAAGGUGGCCGGCCACAAGUACUGCCCGCCACCCGACAAGCCUAUCACCAACCUCAACAAGAAGUACGAGGAGCAGCCGGCCUUCCUCUAUGAGACUGGCAUGCAGCUGCACCCCUACCAGCUCGAGGGGCUCAACUGGCUGCGCUACUCCUGGGGCCAGGGCAUCGACACCAUCCUCGCCGACGAGAUGGGGCUCGGCAAGACCAUCCAGACCGUCACCUUCCUCUACUCCCUAUUCAAGGAGGGCCACUGCAAGGGGCCGUUCUUGGUCUCCGUUCCUCUUUCCACCAUCAUCAAUUGGGAGAGAGAAUUCGAACUGUGGGCGCCGGACCUAUACUGCAUCACUUACGUCGGUGACAAGGAUUCGAGAGCGGUCAUUAGAGAGAACGAGUUGACGUUCGACGAUGGCGCUAAUAGAGGCGGCAGACCGUCAAAAAUUAAGUCUCAGGUCAAAUUUAAUGUCUUGCUCACUUCGUACGAAUUGGUUUCUAUCGACGCUACGUGUCUCGGCUCCAUCGACUGGGCCGUGUUAGUCGUCGACGAAGCCCACAGACUAAAGAGUAACCAGUCUAAAUUCUUUAGGCUGCUCGCCGGCUACCAUAUCAACUACAAACUUUUGCUCACCGGUACUCCCCUUCAGAACAACCUCGAGGAGUUGUUCCAUCUUUUGAAUUUCUUGAACAAGGACAAAUUUAACGAUCUCGCCGCGUUCCAGAACGAGUUCGCGGACGUUUCGAAAGAGGAGCAAGUCAAGAGGCUUCACGAAAUGCUGGGGCCGCAUAUGCUGCGACGACUUAAAGCCGACGUGUUGAAGAACAUGCCCACCAAGUCCGAGUUCAUCGUGCGCGUCGAGCUGUCUCCCAUGCAGAAGAAAUAUUACAAAUACAUUUUGACGAGGAAUUAUGAAGCUCUAAACCCGAAGAGUGGAGGUCAGACCGUGUCUCUGUUGAACGUGAUGAUGGAUUUGAAGAAAUGCUGCAACCAUCCUUAUCUCUUCCCCGUGGCAGCGGAAGAAGCGCCGCUAGGAACCCACGGAAACUACGACACGUCUGCUCUGAUCAAAGCUUCGGGAAAACUUGUUCUUUUGGCUAAAAUGUUGCAUAAACUCAAGGAGCAAGGCCACAGAGUUCUUAUUUUCUCACAGAUGACAAAAAUGUUGGAUAUCCUCGAAGACUUCUUAGAAGGCGCCGGUUACAAGUAUGAGAGAAUUGACGGUGGGAUCACUGGACCCACCCGUCAGGAAGCCAUCGAUAGGUUCAACGCUCCAGGCGCCCAACAGUUCGUGUUCUUGCUGUCCACGCGAGCAGGUGGUCUAGGUAUCAACUUGGCCACCGCCGACACUGUCAUAAUUUACGACUCCGAUUGGAAUCCUCACAACGACAUCCAGGCCUUCUCCCGUGCCCAUCGUAUCGGUCAAGCGAACAAAGUGAUGAUCUACCGCUUCGUCACGCGCAACAGUGUCGAAGAGCGAGUCACACAGGUCGCCAAGAGGAAGAUGAUGUUGACCCACUUGGUCGUACGCCCCGGCAUGGGCGGCAAAGGCGCCAACUUCACCAAACAGGAGUUGGACGAUAUUCUCCGAUUCGGUACCGAAGAGUUAUUCAAAGAAGAGGAGGGCAAAGAAGAAGCCAUCCAUUACGACGAUAAAGCCGUAUCAGACCUGCUCGAUCGAUCGAAGGAGGGUAUUGAAUCGAAGGAAUCGUGGGCUAACGAAUAUCUCAGUUCCUUCAAAGUGGCCAGCUACUCCACAAAGGAAGGUGAAAACGAGGAGGAAGUCGACACGGAAAUCAUCAAACAGGAAGCCGAGAACACCGACCCGGCGUACUGGAUCAAACUGCUCCGGCACCAUUACGAGCAGCACCAGGAAGACCAGGCGCGGACGCUCGGCAAAGGCAAGCGAGUGCGCAAACAGGUCAACUACAACGACGGCAGCGUCGCCCAAACAGAAAACAGGGAGGACUCGACGUGGCAGGAGAACGGCUCCGAUUACAACUCCGACUUUUCCCAGGGUAGCGAGGACGAUAAGGAGGAUGACGAUUUCGAUGAGAAGAAUGACAACGGAGAUCUGCUCAGUCGCCGCAGCAAGCGACGUCUCGAGAGACGGGAGGAGCGCGACCGACCGCUGCCGCCGCUGCUCGCUCGCGUCGGAGGAAACAUGGAAGUCCUCGGCUUCAACGCUCGCCAGAGGAAGUCCUUCCUCAACGCCAUCAUGCGAUACGGCAUGCCGCCCCAGGACGCGUUCAACUCGCAAUGGCUAGUGCGCGAUCUCCGAGGCAAAUCCGAGAGGAACUUCAAGGCCUACGUGUCGCUGUUCAUGCGGCAUCUGUGCGAGCCCGGCGCGGACAACGCGGAAACGUUCGCCGACGGCGUGCCCCGCGAGGGCCUGUCGCGGCAGCACGUGCUCACGAGGAUCGGCGUCAUGAGCCUGAUAAGGAAGAAGGUGCAGGAGUUCGAGCACAUCAACGGGUACUACAGCAUGCCGGAGCUGAUCCGCAAACCGGUGGAGCCGGUGAAGAUCGCGGGAGCCGCCGGCGAGAGCGCCGCGCCCAGCCCCGCGCCCUCCACCGCCACGCCCGCCACCUCCGCCGCGCCCUCGCCCGCGCCGGCGGCGGCAGCGGCACCUGCCGCCGACAAGGACAAGGACGAGGCGCCCAAGGAGGAGAAACCCGACAAGGAACCUAAAGACGAGCCGAUGGAUACCAGCGAUAAGGAGGAGCGCGAGAAAUCCGCAGAAAAGGAGACUCCGAAAGAGGAGCCGGCCGAGGCUAAACCCGAGCCGGAGCGUCGCAUGUCCGUCGACGAGGAGCCUCCCAAGGAGGAGGAGAAGAAGGAGGAGGUUAAAGAGGAGGCUCAGGAGGAGGCCGAGAAGGAGAAGCCCAAGGAGGAGCCCAAGGAGGACGAUAAGAAGGAGGAGGACAAGAAGAGCGAGAAGGCGGACUCCGAGGCCUCCGAGAAGCCGAGCAAAGAUGAGAAGAAGGAUGACGACGAUGAUGAUGUCGUGCUGGUCAAGGAGGAGGACGAUCUCAAGGUGGAGCGACGCAAGUUCAUGUUCAACAUCGCCGACGGCGGGUUCACGGAGCUGCACACACUGUGGCUGAACGAGGAGCGCGCCGCCGCGCCCGGCCGCGAGUACGAGAUCUGGCACCGCCGCCACGACUACUGGCUGCUCGCCGGCAUCGUCACGCACGGCUACGGCCGCUGGCAGGACAUACAGAACGACCUGCGCUUCGCCAUCAUCAACGAGCCCUUCAAGAUGGACGUCGGCAAGGGAAACUUCCUUGAGAUCAAGAACAAGUUCCUUGCGAGGAGGUUCAAGCUGUUGGAACAAGCGCUGGUAAUCGAGGAGCAACUGAGGCGAGCGGCGUACCUGAACUUAACCCAGGACCCGAACCACCCCGCCAUGUCGCUGAACGCGCGCUUCGCCGAGGUGGAGUGCCUCGCCGAGUCCCACCAGCACCUCAGCAAGGAGUCGCUCGCGGGCAACAAGCCGGCCAACGCCGUGCUGCACAAGGUGCUGAACCAGCUGGAGGAGCUGCUGUCCGACAUGAAGUCGGACGUGUCGCGGCUACCGGCCACGCUGGCGCGCAUCCCGCCUGUGGCGCAGCGCCUGCAGAUGUCGGAGCGCUCCAUCCUGUCCCGCCUCGCCGCCACCGCCGGCAACCCCGUGCCCGCCGCUCAAAUGGCGGCGUUCCCGGCCGGGUUCGCGGCGACGGGCGCGCUGCCGGGCUUCGCGCCGGCGGCGGCGGCGGCGGCCAACUUCGCCAACUUCCGCCCGCAGUACUCCGUGCCCGGCCAGCCCGCCAGCGCCAACUCCAGCUCCAGCAAAUCAUAAACCCGCGUAACUUAUCCACCGCAAUCGAAUUGGCCAACUUCAGUGAGCAAAUUAUGGUCGAAUAGAUGAAUAUUCUAGAUGUAAGCUUUCCUGUUCCAUGUUGGGUUGAAGUGAUAACUAUAGUGAUUAGUGCAUUAUGCGUUAGGUAACAUAUUUUAUGGCGUUUUGACAGACUCACAAUACUAUUUAUUUCAUCCUGACCUGUAUGAUGUCGAUAAUAUUAUAUUAUGUAAUAAGUGAUUGUGGAUUUUUUGUUUUAUGAAUUCAUUAUUUUUGAUUUACCAAAAAUGAGAAAUGAAUAAAUCAUAUUAUUAAGUGA
Cydia fagiglandana is the source of this 6395-nucleotide messenger RNA. It is a transcript of the gene Mi-2, whose product is annotated as chromodomain-helicase-DNA-binding protein Mi-2 homolog. Gene Ontology annotation, cellular component: nucleus; chromatin. The record is from RefSeq and is a predicted model, not a curated record. The transcript is spliced from 21 exons. Gene Ontology annotation, biological process: negative regulation of transcription by RNA polymerase II; chromatin remodeling. Gene Ontology annotation, molecular function: ATP binding; chromatin binding; histone binding. The coding region runs from base 140 to 6076 and encodes 1978 amino acids. Lineage: Eukaryota; Metazoa; Arthropoda; Insecta; Lepidoptera; Tortricidae.